AGAGAUCAUUGUCUACUCAUUUUCAAUUCAUAACUUCUUCAAAAUGAAUACGAUACGAUCUACUUGGUACGGAUGGGGCGCUCUUUGUGUCGCCGGCGGAGGUGCCUACUACUUCGCCAAAAAAUCCGUCAACGCCGAUCGCGCGGCCCGAUAUGAAGCCGAUAUGAAGCGCAAAGCCGAAUUAGCCAAAAUGGAAGCCCAAGAUCGUCGUCGAGCGCAAGAAAUACGGAAACCCACAGAUGAUCCGUCAUUACAACGUGCAAAUGCCAAUUCGGUCUCAUACACCGCGAGAGAUGAUGUAGCUUCGCCUAGCAGGGAAGCUGGCCAGGAUCCGGCUCCCACUCGACAUGAACCAGAGACUGAUGAGCAAGGAUUACUCGAGAAGUCGAAAUAUGAAGCUACACAACCCUUCCGACCGCCACGGGGGAAUCGGUUCAGUUGAGCUGGAUUCAACCUGGUUCUUGUACCGAUGUAUUAUAUAGACUGGAAAAUGGAAAAAAAACUUGGUUUUGAUAAGGACGGCUAACUCAGUAUGGCUAUUUGUGGUUGGUGGACGUAAUCAUUGCAUACGCCUGCAUACGCCUGCAUAUGCCUACACACGGUUUAUCAACACAGGGGAAAUCCAUUGCUACCUCAUUUAUCUUUGUCUAGAAGCAGUGUGUAAGUCAACUAAGUCGAUUCAGAAUUAACUAGUCAAAUGCAAUGUGGAGCCAAAACGGCAAGCCCAUAUCAAACGCCAGUCCCGUGCCCUAAAGAUGAUCCUCCCUGAUAUGCAAAUAUAAUAAUGCUAUAUAUCGUAGUGAUAUUUUGCGAGAAAAGAAAGCAAAUGCGACGAGCGGUAGAUGUGUAUUCGUUUCGAGACGGCUCAGUUGCAACUGUUCUCGUUGAUGCAAGCAAUCAAGUCCUGUGGUACCGUGAUGCCGUUGAUUCUGCCGGUUGGCCGUGUCGUAACUCAAGAUGGGUAUUGUAUGGUAUAAUGAAAGUGAAAAUUAAAGAAAAAAAAAAUCGGGUAUUAAGUCGUAAUAUGAAAGGCUUAAAGGGUAGUCAAGUUGAUCUAUCGUGCAUG
Molecule: messenger RNA, 1066 nt
Organism: Talaromyces stipitatus ATCC 10500
Lineage: Eukaryota; Fungi; Ascomycota; Eurotiomycetes; Eurotiales; Trichocomaceae
Exons: 4
Coding region: 44-442 (132 amino acids)
Source: RefSeq, a predicted model, not a curated record